This is a messenger RNA of Chenopodium quinoa (quinoa), 2065 nucleotides long. RefSeq lists its product as uncharacterized. Lineage: Eukaryota; Viridiplantae; Streptophyta; Magnoliopsida; Caryophyllales; Amaranthaceae. The transcript is spliced from 3 exons. The coding region runs from base 389 to 1798 and encodes 469 amino acids. The record is from RefSeq and is a predicted model, not a curated record.
UCAUAACAAAGGUAUAAUAUUAAAAUAUACUUUAUAUAUAAAUUUUUUUUUUCCUUCAAAAUAGACACUUAACAAAACAUGAUCGUAUUUGAUAAAUGUAACGCAACACGGAGGAAGUACGGAGUAUAAAAUAAUAUAAAGGGCCAAGAUUCGAGAACGUAAGGUUUCCUUCCAAUCCCCAUUUCCCUCCCCAAAAUCCCCAUCUCUCUUCUUUCCCCCGCCACCCCACUUUCCCUUUUUCUCUCCUUUCAUCCUCUCUUCCCAAAAACUUCAUCAAAUUCCUUAAAUCUCUCAACAAUAAACCAAUUCAAAUUCACAAAAUUCGUAGACAAAAUCAAUCAAUCACCCCAAAAAAUGCAUAGAUCAUCGAGCAAUACAAGAGUAGCAGAUGAAUAUUACAGAAAUUCAUCUUCCUUCUUUUCAUCUUCUCCAUUACCAAUUGAUGGUGAUGCAAAUGGGAACACCAAUGCAAAUCUUUCCAGUUUAUAAUCCUGGAUCUCAUCCCGCUAAGAAGGAGAAAUCUCGCCUUAGAUCCGCUGAAAAUGCUAUUCAUCUUAUUCCUCUUGUUCUUCUUCUCUGUGCUGUAAUCCUUUGGUUUUUCUCCAACCCAGUCCUUCUCUUCCCGUUCUUCCUCCUUCUCUUCCCGGCGCAACACGGCAGCAGUCAGCAGAACGCCAGAACACGGUGGCAGUGGCUGCGCACCAGCCACUCACCCAACAGGCCAGCAGACCCACCGUCGUCCGUCACAACACUGACAGCCUCACAGCCGUGUAUCGGUGUAUGUAGCAGACUAGCAGUAUAUACCUAUUAUACCAUGAGUUUAGAGUCAUUUUGGAAACGUGCCGGGAAGUCACAAAAGUCUUCAACUUGUUCUUCACCUAGUUCAAGGGAUCCUCCAAUAGAAGAACAUGUGUCUCCUAAUGAUGAUGAGGUUCCUAUUGCUGCAACAAUUCCACCACCUGAGAACACAGGUCCAAGUGUUCCAAAUACUACUGUUGACUCCGAUGAUACUCGCAUUUAUGAUGUUGAUCUUCUUCCACAUGACCCUGGAAAAAGAAUUCCAAUUAUGGAGUAUCCUCCUAAUGAUCGAGAUGUCGUAAGGAGAGGCUAUAUUACAAAGAAACGUUGUGAUCCACGCACACAUAAUUUUCCUCAAAGAAAAGUUGGAGGUAUGCGCCGUUUUAAUGUUACUUGGUUUGAUAAAUAUGAGUGGCUUGAAUAUAGUGUUGAGAAAGAUGCGGCUUUUUGUUUUGUGUGCUAUUUGUUCACUGAUAAAGUUGAUUAUUCUUUGGCUGUUAAUGAUUCCUUUAUUAAAGGGGGAUUUAGAGGAUGGAAUAAGACUGGUAGAUUUGAUGUUCAUGUGGGUGGUAUUGGUAGUUUCCAUAAUCAGGCUAAUGAGAAAUAUAGUAUGUUUAUCAACUCAAAGACAUCAGUUGCUGAAUCUCUUUGCACUUAUUCUAAGGAAGCUAAACUACAAUACAAAUCUCGCUUGACUUAUUCAUUGAAAUGUAUUAGAUUUCUUUUAAAUCAAGGUUUAGCUUGUCGUGGGCAUAAUGAAAGUGAAGAAUCUUGGAAUAGGGGUAAUUUUCUUGCACUCUUAACAUGGUUUUCAGAAAAUAAUAGUGAGGUAGCAAAAGUUGUUCUAGGUAAUGCCCUGGGAAAUAAUCGAAUGACUAGUCCUUCAAUUCAAAAAGAACUUAUUAAUUGUUGUGCCAAAGAAACCACUAGACUUCUUAUUGAUGAUAUUGGAGAUGACUAUUUUAGAAUAAUGGCUGAUGAAUCAAGUGAUGUAUCUUAAAAGGAACAAAUGGCCCUUUGCUUGCGUUAUGUCAAUAAUAAAGGGAAGAUAAAUGAGAGGUUUCUUGGAAUUGUACAUGUUAAGGAUACUACUGCUUUGUCACUAAAGAGUGCAAUUGAGUCUUUGCUUAUGGAAUAUUCAUUGAGUUUGUCUAGAGUUCGUGGACAAGGUUAUGACGGUGCUAGUAAUAUGAGGGGGGAGAUAAAUGGUCUCAAGACUUUGAUCAUGAAUGAAACAAAACAAGCCUAUUAUAUUCAUUGUUUUGCU